This is a messenger RNA of Delphinapterus leucas (beluga whale), 11633 nucleotides long. NCBI's taxonomy places the organism in Eukaryota, Metazoa, Chordata, Mammalia, Artiodactyla, Monodontidae. The record is from RefSeq and is a predicted model, not a curated record.
AUCUUCUCUAUGAGUGUAGGGCUCUAUGAGUGUAGGAAUGCUGUUUUAUCUUCUGUUGGUCCUGGCAUAUACUAAGCCUUAAUAAAUGCUCGAAUGUUUGACUAUUUGGAUGAGUGAAUUAGAAGUGUGUGUGAGCUGCUGCGUGGUGCUGUUUUUGAUUGCCUACGGAACCAGGAGAGCUGUCCCUUAUUGCAUUGAGAGACAAGAGAGAGAAAGGAGACCCAGUUGAGGCUGCUGGUAUAGCCACAAGCCAGAGGGUAUGGUCUGCUUCCCUGGGUGCCCCAUUGCGGCCUCCUGGGUGGUGGGGUCAGCACCCACAUCCAAUCAAGCAUUUAUUACUGGCUUGGCAGAAUCAGCCCCGGCAAUUUCGUAGAGGUGGUUAGAGAGGAGCCUCCUUGAGUCAUUCUGAGGAAGAGAAUUCAAGGUCAGGACUCACCUUGGCGGGGAGAGGACAGCAACCCAGGUCACCUGCGACCUGGUCUUCACAGUAAUGGGCGCUUGCGGCAACGGCUGUAAGGUCUGCUGGUGGCUGGCUGGGCGCCAGAGCAGCGCUGCUGUUAGGCGGCCGGUCCUGCCCCCUCCGCCGGUUUUCCUCCCCCUCCUCCGUCUCCCUGCCCACUCCUGCUUGCAGCAUCCUCUGCAAGGAGAGGAACGUGCCGCGCUCGGACGCGCUGUCCUGGCCGAGCGGCGGCACCCGGGUCGCACUCUGGACCGCCGGGGUCUGCCGUCUGGCGCUGCGCCAAGUGCUUUGAUGCGCGCUGAUGUCAAGUGGGUGUGGGCUCUUAGGGAAGGCCGGGCGAGGACGAGGAGGGAGCGAGAUGCGCCGCGGGCGCGCUGAGGCCGCAGCGCGCUCCGCCGCCCCGCGCUGCUGACCGGUAGCCGGCCCCGGCUCCAGGAGCGGGCUCAUGGAGCCGCGGCGCUGCCCGUCCGGGGACGCGUGCCCUGCCGCCCUGGGGGGCUGGAGGGGGCCGCCUCGGGGGGCCUGCAGCCAUAACCAGCAGACCACAGCCUUCAGGCAUCCUGUGAGUGGGCAGUUUUCUCCAGAAAAUAGCGAAUUUAUUCUUCAAGAAGAGCCAAAUCCACAUAUGUCGAAGCAAGAGAGAAACCAAAGACCGUCCAGCAUGGUCAGUGAAACAUCCACUGCCGGGACCACUUCUACCGUGGAGGCCAAGCCUGGCCCCAAGAUCAUAAAGUCCAGUAAAGUCCACAGCUUUGGGAAGAGGGACCAAGCCAUUCGGAGGAACCCCAAUGUUCCGGUGGUGGUGAGGGGCUGGUUGCACAAGCAGGACAGUUCCGGGAUGAGGCUGUGGAAGAGGAGGUGGUUUGUGCUUGCUGAUUAUUGCUUGUUUUACUAUAAAGACAGCCGAGAAGAAGUGGUCCUUGGGAGCAUCCCUCUGCCCAGCUACGUGAUCUCAACAGUGGCCCCCGAGGAUCGCAUAAGUCGCAAGUAUUCCUUUAAGGCCGUGCACAUGGGGAUGCGAGCACUCAUCUAUAAUAGCUCCACCAGGGGCUCUCAGGCCGAGCAGUCAGGCAUGAGGACCUACUACUUCAGUGCCGACACCCAGGAGGACAUGAACGCUUGGGUCAGGGCCAUGAACCAGGCUGCACAGGUGCUAUCUCGAUCGUCACUGAAGAGGGACAUGGAGAAGGUGGAGCGGCAGGCGGUCCCCCAGGCCAACCACACAGAGUCCUGUCGAGAAUGUGGCCGCAUGGGACCCGGACAUGCAAGGGAUUGUUCUCAUCGCAAACACGAGGAUUCCUUUGGAUUCGAGAGGCGGGAGCAGGAGGAAGACCGGUACCGCUCCCAGAGGGACCCACUGGAGGGCAAGCGGGACAGGAGCAAGGCCAGGUCCCCAUACUCACCCACCGAAGAGGAUGCCUUGUUCGUGGAUUUACCCUGUGGCCCGAGAGGCCAGCAGGCCCAGCCCCAAAGGGCAGAGAGGAACGGUGUGCUGCCUGGCACAUCUGGCCCAGGAGAGCAGAACGGGACUGGCGGGUACCAGCGGGUCUUUCCUUCCAGGACCAAUGCUGAGAAGCACAGCCAGAGGAAGAGCAGCCUGGCGCAUGUGGAGCAGUGGGCAAAGACCCAGAAGGUGGAUGGCAGGAGCCUGCCCCUGGACCAGACCCUUCCUCGCCACGGUCCCAGCCAAUCCCUGUCCUUCCCAGAAAACUACCAGACUCUUCCCAGGAGCAGCCGACACCCCUCAGGGGGCUCUUCACCCCCUCCCCGCAACCUGCCGAGUGACUACAAGUACGCGCAGGACCGAGCCAGCCACCUGAAGAUGUCGAGUGAGGAGCGCCGGGCACACCGGGAUGGCACCGUGUGGCAGCUCUACGAGUGGCAGCAACGCCAGCAGUUCCGGCACGGCAGCCCCACGGCGCCCAUCUGUGCCGGUUCCCCAGAGUUCACCGACCAGGGCCGAAGCAGGAGCAUGCUAGAGGUGCCCCGCUCCAUCUCUGUGCCUCCAUCUCCCUCGGACCUCCCUCCCCCGGGACCCCUGAGGGCCUUCCCACCCCGGCGGCCACACACGCCAGCAGAGAGGGUCACUGUGAAGCCACCGGACCGGAGAAGGAGUGUGGACAUCUCACUGAGCGGUUCUCCCAGGAAGACAUGGGGCCACGCCACCAAGAACUCCUCUCAUCUGGACCGACGCUCCAUGCCCUCCAUGGGUUACAUGACCCACACUGUCAGUGCUCCCAGUUUACAUGGAAAAUCGGCUGACGAUACCUACCUCCAGCUGAAGAAAGACCUGGAGUACCUGGACCUAAAGAUGACAGGCCGGGAUCUUCUCAAGGACCGAAGUCUGAGGCCAGUGAAGAUUGCCGAGAGUGACAUCGACGUGAGUGAGCAGAGUAACAGGCUGACCCCUCACCUGCCUGCUGCCUCCAGACCCAGGGUUAAACUGAGCGUCUUCUGUGAACAAGACAGGAUCCUCCAGGACUUGGAAGACAAGAUACGAGCCCUUAAGGAGAACAAAGAUCAGCUGGAAUCCGUGCUGGAGGUGUUGCACAGACAGAUGGAGCAGUACCGAGACCAACCCCAGCACCUGGAGAAGAUUGCCUACCAGCAGAGGCUGCUGCAGGAGGACCUUGUCCACAUCCGGGCAGAGCUCUCCAGAGAGUCCACUGAGAUGGAAAAUGCCUGGAAUGAAUACCUGAAGUUAGAGAGAGAUGUGGAGCAGCUGAAGCAGACCCUGCAGGAGCAACACAGAAGAGCCUUUUUUUUCCAGGAGAAAUCGCAGAUACAGAAGGAUCUCUGGAGGAUCGAAGAUGUCAUUGCAGGCCUGAGUGCAAAUAAAGAGAACUUCAGAAUCCUGGUGGAAUCGGUCAAAAAUCCGGAGAGGAAAACAGUGCCUUUGUUUCCUUACCCGCCUGUGCCUUCAAUCUCCUCUUCUGAGAGCAAGCCGUCCCUGCUGCCCAGCCCGCCCACCAGCCCCAUGCGGACCCCUCUGGAGGUUCGACUCUUCCCCCAGCUGCAAACCUACGUGCCGUACCGACCUCACCUGCCCCAGCUGAGGAAGGUGAUGUCUCCCCUUCAGUCACCAACCAAGACGAAGCCCAGAGCUGAAGACGAGGCACCUCCCAGGCCCCCGCUCCCUGAGCUCUACAGCCCGGAGGACCAGCCCCCGGCCGUGCCACCUCUACCGAGGGAGGCCACCAUCAUCCGGCACACUUCAGUGAGGGGCCUCAAGCGGCAGUCGGACGAGAGGAAACGAGACCGGGAGCAGGGGCAGUGUGUGAACGGGGACUCGAGGGUGGAACUCCGGUCAUACGUCAGUGAGCCUGAGCUGGCGACCUUCAGUGGGGACGUGGCCCCUCCCUCCCUGGGACUCGUGGGCUCUGAGAGCAGGUACCAGACGUUGCCAGGCAGAGGGCUCUCGGGGUCCACGUCAAGGCUCCAGCAGUCGUCCACCAUUGCUCCCUACGUCACGCUUCGGAGGGGUCUAGAUGCCGAAAGCAGCAAGGUGACCUACCCUAGACCCAGGAGUGCCUUGGAGCGCCUGUACUCAGGGGACCACCAGCGGGGCAAGAUGAGCGCGGAGGAGCAGCUUGAGCGCAUGAAGCGGCACCAGAAGGCGCUGGUCCGGGAGCGCAAGAGGACGCUGAGCCAAGGAGAGAGGACGGGUCUGCCCUCGUCCCGCUACCUCGGCCAACCACUCCCUGGAGAUCUCGGCUCAUGGAAGCGCGAGCAGGACUUUGACCUGCAGCUGCUGGAACGGGCCGUACAAGGGGACAGGAAGGACAAGGAGGAGAAUGGCUGGCUGAAGGUGCAGGCUAUGCCUGUCACUGAGUUGGACCUGGAACCACAAGACUAUGACGUGGACAUCAGCAGAGAGCUCUCCAAACCAGAGAAGGUCUCCAUCCCCGAGCGUUACGUGGAGCUGGAUCCUGAAGACCCGCCCAGCCUGGAGGAGCUGCAGGCGCGGUACCGCAAGGCCGAGAAGAUCCGUAACAUUCUUACCCGGUCCAGCAUGUGCAACCUGCAGCCGGUGUCCGGCCAGGACCGGGACGGCGUGGCCGACCUGGACUCGCAGCUGCAGGCGCAGGAGCGCAUCAUCAACAUCUCCUACGCCCUGGCCUCAGAGGCCUCCCAGCGCAGCAAGCAGGUGGCAGCGCAGCAUCUGGCCCUCCUCCCGCCUAAAGCCCCCCUGUCCUCCAGGACGGUGCCACCUUACCCCCCCUUAAGCAACGGACUCCACUACACCUUUGUCUAACACCUUUCAACCCAGGCAGUGACUGACCCGUGAUCCAGCGUGCAGAGAAGUCUGGAGCCAGGGGCCAGUGGAACCAGUUUCCUCCAAGAAGAUUGAUCCUUCUUCCCCUUCCAGCUGAGCCGGGGUUGAGGCUGGAGGGCAGAGCACCACCAGCUGUGGGGCAUUCACCACAGGGCUAGGGCCUAACACCCACGCUUGUUUUAGUUCAGACUCCUUUUUACAUGUGACAAAGGCACUUUUAAUACACACUGUAAAAUACUGACUCUGUAUUUUAGAAUCAGGCUGUAUUUUAUAAUGUUCACCUCAAGGGCCGAGUGGCUGAGAAGGUGAGGAUGCAGGAUUUUGGAGCUGCACAUACAGAUCCAGGUACCGUUUGGGUGGUGGGUGUGGGUGGGAACCGAAGGGCAGGGUGAGCAGAGGCCAGUCCAGCAUCUGCUGAACUCAGGUGAGGUUGGAUUGGAGAUGUACUUCCAGUGGAUUCCAGCGUUGGGCUCAUUGGUGUGUUGUCCAGGGCAGUGAUCAGCUGACCCUGACCUGGCCUGAUGACCAGCUCUGUAGGGUGAAACUCCACCGAGCUGGCACGUGGAGCCUCGGCCUUGGGUCUGGCUUAGGCCCAAAGGUGUGUCCAAGAACAUUGGUUCCCAACCUGCCCAUGAGGUUCUCUCAGCAAAGGGCUCUUCAAAAAAUACAAAAACAGUUCGCUGUAAUUAAAAAAAAAAAAACAAAAAACACUUUGAAAUACAGACAAGGUGAGAAGAAACACCUUUGAUUUGUAUCAUAAGCAAUAAACGUCACACUGGGUGGCAUCUACCUACAACUCCCCGAGUCCGCACUAGGCUGUGAUAGGUAUCCUGGGCUCGUUGUGGCUGGCCCCUGAGAACACAGGUCAGCCUACCCAGGACUUGGGUCAGGUGGCAGGUGGGCAGGCAGUGGGCCCCUACCCUCCCUCAUGGCCAGCAGGGCCAUGAUGACAGGACUAUGACUUGACUUCCAGCCUAAAACGGGGAGGGCGCUGUUAAGCCAGGCGCAGUGUUUGUGGCCCUUUAUGUAAGUCAUGAUAUUCUGCAUUUGGAAAAUGAAGUUGGAAGAAAACAAAAAACAACUCCAUUGGGUGGAGCCACACUUUAAAUGAAAAUUUGUCUUUGACUAUGGUCAGAAAAAUAAUCUUGAAUAUAUUUAGAAGUUGCCGUCUAUUUUUAACUAACUCCAUAUGCUGCCAGUAUCAACUUCAUGACAUUUGCCAAAAUAAGAUUUUAUUUUUGCCUUUAUAAGAUUUUGUUGGAAAAAAUGAAAUGACUAUUUUGCAAGAAAAAGUUAAUUUAAAUAAAACUGUAAUGGUUUGCAAAAAAAAAAAACAUGUGAUGUACAGAUUAAACUAUUAACCUGAUAUGCUUCCUGCUUUUUGCUGCCUAUAUUCUCCUGAGUGGCCUGUGUUAGGUUUUUUUCCGUUUCCUUGGAAAACCCCCAGUGUCAGCUCUGGAUCCUGCGGUGUUCACCUAUGAAGUCUCUCCUGAUGACAGUUCCAUGACACGUGAUUGACUCUGGAGGCCUGAGGGAGGAAGGCCUGCGCACUUGGGCCUUUGGCUGGGCUUCAGCAGCCGCUCAGGAUGGCCCCCCACCUCGCCCCCGCCCGGCUGAGGGGCCGCCGGGCUGUGGACUUCUGUGCGGGGCUGGUUUGGCAGGCGGUCUGCAAUCCCAGACAAAGGGAGGGACUCCGCAGGCCCUCUUCCAGCCCACACGCCUCCAGCUCGUUCCAAUGAGGCGGGUUAGUGACGGACCAUUGCAAGCUGGACUUGUGUUUAAUUCGUUUUGACUUGUGAUAUGUGCUUAAAACAGAAGGCAGGAGGCCAGUUCAGUUUAGGGAUGCGUGCGCUUCCAAGUUUGUUGCUAUGGCAGUUUUUCUCUGUUGCCAAGAAGGGCGCCCUCAGUUUAGAGUGACUUUCCAACUAGUUAAACUGGAGAAAAUAGAUACCAAGGCAUUCCAAAGAGGGAUUGCUGCUGCUUUUUUAGCUACUGCUCUCCUUUUGAAUUUUAAAAUGAAAAAUACUCUCUGGUUUUAAGCAUUACUUGGAGCCAUCUCCAUAACCUAUGAAAGGGAGGCAGGGGCGGUGGGGAGGAGGGUUUGUCCAUAACUGAGUGCAAGGCAAGAAAAAAGGUACAGGAGGCCCCCCUGCCCCACAGGGUGACUCCUGCCGGGAGGAGGGGUAGCCUGUUCUGUAAGAAUUGUGGCCCAAAUUUCAAACAGAGAGGGUGACAGGCCCUCACGUCAGACUUCAUGGAGAGCACGCGUGAUCUGGAAAAGGCACCCUCUGGCUAUGUCACGUGUGAGCAGGCGCAUGGCCCGGCCCCCUUCUCCGCCCCCUGGAGAGGACUCGUUACCUGAGGUAAGAUGCCAUCUGCGUAAGGACCGGCUGACCAGGGACCCUCCAGGUGGGGGGGGGCCACUGGGAAACCCCACGUGGCCCAACGAUUCCGGCUUUGCUUCUUUACCGGGACCCACGGGGCCUGAGCAGAGUUUGAAACGAUGGGAUUGCAGUCAGCAGAGGGGGCAUGAGCAUGCUUCAGCACCCCUGCUGACAUCCAUUCCUGACUUUAACUCUAACCCAGGUCCCGGUCGAGCCCAGUAUGUCUAUCUUAUUUGAGCAAGAACCAACAAGAACAUUUUAGAAUCUAGUAUUAACAGGGGUUGGGAAUAAUCUUUUCCUAAUGCCCACUUGACCCUUCUGAACUGCCCAGAUUCUCAACAUGUCCAGGGUGUUGUUUAAAUGAUUGAAGUUGAGAUGUGUGUACAUUUGUGAGUGCACGUGAGGCAGAUGUGCCCAGACUGAUGCGGGUGUUGAAAGCAGGCCUUUUGUUUGCUCCCUUGCAUUCACUUUUCUGCCCGCCUUUGUGUCUGGCUGGGGGGAUGGGAUCCGCAACUAGUCCCUUCUCCCUCUGACCCCUUGGCCACCUUCACUUAAGCUGGGUUCUAGAAUUCUCCUGGCUGUUGUAGGUUGCAGCCUAAGGCCAGGGAAACCUCCAUCUGCCCAAGGUCAGCUUGGGGAUAGAAGGCAUGGGGGGUGGAGUGGAUGUGGACCCUGACUCAGCUGGACAAGAGCCCAUUUUAGGCUUUGGGAGUUUCCCCCAGCUACGGUACAGAACUCUACGGCAAAUCCUUUUGUGUUCGCACCAAGGGCGGGAAAGAAGCAGCGGAGUAUUUGCCUAAUCCACAGAUCACAUCUCUGAGAUGAGGCAGGCAAAUGCUGGGAGCCCUCUGCUUCCGAUUCAGCAUCAGACACCGGGGCACAUGAGGGACUUUGCCCAUGUGGGUUGCGUGCCGUUACGAAAAGAACAAAGAGACGAGGCUGGGGGGGAUGUGAAAAAUGGCAGCCCCUCCCGGCCCGGUAAACACGCCAUUGCUUUGCCAUCUCCACUCCAAAGGCUACCACUUUCAUUGCUCUCCGAGCAAAGAAACCUUUCUUCAGAGCGAGUGGCAGGGUACAAAGGCAGAGUACAAAAUGUGCACACAUCACAGUCCCCGCAAUUCUGUUUGAACAAGCAUAUUGAUUGGGUCUGACCUUGUUACAUUUUUUUCCUAUUAUUUGAAAAGGUGCAUCUAAGUGUAGUGAAUUGAACCAGCGGAACUGAACUUUCCAUGAAAACUUCUCGAGGUAUUUCUUUAGUUCAAAGCUUUUGAAUUUUAAAGGGCAUUUUUAAUACGAGUCUGUUGAGUAUUCUCUGCCACAGCCCAACAAGGGAUGUUAAAUGCAUAUGAGGAUGGAGCGAGGGCACCCGUGGGGUGGACGUGCCCACACAGCGGAGGGUGGUUGGAGGGUGCAGGCCAGCCCAGGAAGGGCUAAGCUUUGGGGGGAGAGGCCGAGCCUGUGGAGCAGCACACACAGACCCCAAAAAGGAUCUCUCUGAGCUCACUGGGGACAGCUUAGGAGACAGGGAAGAGGUUUCCCAGCUGAGCUUCUCAAAGGCUUUUAUGUGGAGAGCUGAGAAGUACUUGCUAGGGGCCCCUUCUGAUGGGCGAGGGUUUUGUCCUUGGGAAUAAGGGACUCCUUACUCAGCCACUCGCUUUCUCUUACACUGUGUUUUAGAACUGAGAAGGAAUAAGAGGCACAGCCCCUUGGCUGAGGUCACAGAGUCAGAAAAGAAGCUGCCACUGUCCUCAGCCCUUGACAUCACUUAACAAUUGCAGGUGCUUUCCUGCUGAGCCCUGAGCUGCAUCCCAAUCCUCGACUGAUCUGACGUCUUAGGACGUUUUGCUGAUCGUGUGGGCCACAGCUGUGGUCCCUCUUGCCAUCCUGGCCUGGGCCCUUGAAAGCAUCCGGAGUCGCAUUUUCCCUCCACACAAGGGGCCUCUUCUGGCCCACUGAAGGCACACAGCCGCCGCCUUUGAGUGAGUUCCAAGGGUCUGUUUGCCUCCGGAGGCCUCUUGGAUCUAGAAAGCACCUCCUUUCUAGACCCAGAAUUUGAGAUCAGAGGCAGAAUCAUCCCAGGGAGGAGCUGGAAAAUCAGGUCCUGUGCUGGAAGAACCCAGGACUUGGGCAUCUCAGCAAAAUCCUUUCAGUGUCCUUGCCAAAUCUCCAGCCUAGAAGAUUGGCCUGGGAAGGUCAAAACGGGGUCAGAAUAGCAGUAACAAAUGGUAGAAGAUACCCAGUCUUCUCUGCCGACAACUGGGGACACCAGCCCCAUUCAGAUUCCUUCUACCUCUUGUGGGAGCCCGCAAGGGUGUCUCACGUACACUCUGAAAUUAGUGUUUUUGGCUGUCACUUUUGGGCCUUCCUGCUGUUAUCUGUGUUUCCUGAGGCCACACUACCCAGUGGACACCAGUGAAGUUCCACUGACAGUAAAAACUCAGGUUUCAUGGCCGCUGCCCGCUUCUGCUCACAAUGAGGGUCCAGGUCCUGUGCCCAUGUCUCCCCAGUCAUUUCUGGGGUCCCCAGGCAUAUCUUACAUGAGCUCACCACUGGCCUCUCAAGCUGCAGUUCUUCCACUUGCAGCUCCUGGAUGUCGUCAAGCCAUGAAGCCACUGCCUGCGCCCCAGGGGGACCGUCCCUGCCCAGCUCACAGCCCUCUCCCGGCGCUGCAGACCCUCGAAGUGCCUGAUGAGUGUGUCCCACCGUGAGUCCUCCCUGGCCAAGCCCAGGCUGCAGUCUGCAUGCACGUAGGAGAACUUGUGCUCCCUAAUUCUGUGUCUCUCGGGUCCCAGAGCAGGUUUUGUGCGCUCUGGUUCACCCAGAGCCCUGGGGAGAGCCACUUCUUCAAGCUUCUGCUCAGGUCCCCUGUCUGUGGGGCUCAGACACGUUCUCUAUGUUUCCUCCUCCCUCACCCCAAAUAACAAUUUGUUAUUUCUUAUGAUUCUCCAACCUGGGCUGGGCUCAGCUGGGCAGGUCUUCUGCUCCAUGUGGUGAGGGGGGACUGGGGUGUCCGGGGUGGUUUCCUCACUCACAUGUCUGGCACCCCAGCUGGGAUGGCUUGGGGAGCUGGGAGCUGGCUGGGCAUCUCCGUCUCUCCACACGGCCUCCCCACGUGGCUGCUCCGUCUUACAGUGUGAAGGUCUCGGGGUAGUUGGACUUUUUACCUGAGCUGGCUUCCAAGGGCAGCAAAGCUGCCAGGCCUUUUGAAGCGUAGAUCUGGAAUUGGCACAGGGUGACUUCCUCCACAUUCUCUUGACCAAGGCCAGGCACAGGCCAGCCUCCUUAAAGGGGAGGGAAAUAGAUUCUACCCCUUGAUGGGUGGAGUGGCGUGCACAUGCAGACGGAGGGGAUGGACGGCGGCCGUCUUGGAGACUGUCUACCACAGGACUCCUUCCUCAUUCUACAGCCACUGAAGCAUUUAACAGCCAGUGCAGUCGCCCCAGCUUUCUCUUCCCCUGUAGUGGACACCUGGGAGCCACAUAUUCUGGAUGGAGUAACCACAGGAUGCAAGCCAACUGGUCCUAAAUCUUCACUUGGAAGGGGACUACCCAGCAGAGGCCCUGAGGCCCACGGCUCACUUCGCAUGAGUGAGAAAUAAACUUUGAUGUAUUCAUCCUCUGGGACUUUAGGCUUUAUUUUCUACUGUUGCACAAUCUAGCCUACCCAGGUUGUAGGUAUCAUUAUCCCUGUACUACAUAUGAGAAAACUGAGGCAUGUUGGUUCCAUGACUAGUCAGAGACUGAGUUGAAGCUGGAGCUUGUAUCUGACUCCAGAGAGCCUUUAACCACUGCAUUGGCUGCUGUUACCCUGGGAAGAGGAGAUGGUGGGGGAAGACAGUCCUGUGGGCCUGGAUUCUGGAUCACUUGAAAUAGCAUUGCCUGUGGUGAGGACAGAGAGCUCACGGACAGCAUGAAGAGAGACCCACAGGGAAGCGCCUAACACAGUGCCUGGUGAGCAGGAGGUGCUCAGCUCAGCGAAGGUAAGCUGCGCCCACGGCCAUGAUUUGACAGCCUGGGGAUCCCAUGAAGGGGCAUUACUUCGGCUCACUUAACCCGGCCAUUGGUCCCUGGGCUUUGCAGCUCAGAAACUGGAUUUGUCACCACCAAGAGCAGGGCUGUCUCUCAGGGCUAUGUUCACAGUGACUGGGCUCAGGAGGCACAUGGAGGAAACCGAGUGAGAGCCCAACUGCCAAGCUACUGUGUUCACUGCCAUGUGCCCUGCCCCCACCCCUGUUGCUCCAGGGGCCAAGUCUUUCUUGGAAGGUGGCCUGGCAGUCUCGGGACCAGUCUUGAAGAAUCCUGGUGUCCCUGAGCAGCACACUGAGCAGCCUGAGGUCCCACCUCCACUGCAGGAUGCCCCCAUUCCACAGACCUGGGGCCCACAUUUCCAGACCAGGGCUUCCUCUCUCAGGAUAGAAUAAGAUGGCACUGACCCUCAGGUGCCCCCUUUCUCUGUGACCAUGGCUGGCCAGUCCCUUUUUAGGAGAUUGACCUCAUAGAAAGGAGACCUGGCA